Molecule: messenger RNA, 662 nt
Organism: Lottia gigantea (owl limpet)
Lineage: Eukaryota; Metazoa; Mollusca; Gastropoda; Lottiidae
Exons: 3
Biological process (GO): positive regulation of canonical NF-kappaB signal transduction
Source: RefSeq, a predicted model, not a curated record
AUGGGUAUGGAUAAUCUAGGAAAGAUCAAUGCCAAGAGUUAUCCGCCCUUUAAACCAAUGAUAAUCUACAUCAAUCUUGGCGUGUCUUUAAUUUGUGGUCUGAUGAUGUCAUUGAAAUAUAUGUCCAAACCAGUAUUGUUAGUGUAUGCGGGACAGCUGCUCUAUUUCGCUUAUACAUUUUACGCCAACCCUAAACUUAAAUAUUCUGAAUGGCACAGAAUACAGAUAGCAACUCGUCAUGUUGGUUGUGCUGGCAUCUAUAUCCUCUAUUCAAGUUUUCAGGAAAAAAAAUCUCUAGCAAGUCGCCAACAAUUACAACGUAUUGGAGAAAUAUUACUCGGAAUUUAUUUCUUCGCUUAUAUGUACGCUCUUAAUAAUAACACUGAAUUUAAAGAGGCGUUUGGUAGUCACGUGCCUGGUGGUGAUUGGAGUAGGUUUAUUGUGACUGUUGUUAUGGCAACGUGUUCGUUAGGUUUUAUCACUGGGUUUUUCGUACGAGAUAUCUGCCUCUGUUCUAGUGUAAUUAUAAUGUUUAUGGCGGUGAUAUUAGAUGGUGAUUUUAAAUAUUGGACCAGGCGUGGUGUCCAUUACUGGAACGUCGUCAGAAUGGCUAUUGACAGUAUGUGUUGUGUGGUGGGUUUCGUUUAUUUUUCUGUUCGUUU